Messenger RNA from Octopus sinensis (East Asian common octopus), 888 nucleotides. RefSeq lists its product as uncharacterized. NCBI's taxonomy places the organism in Eukaryota, Metazoa, Mollusca, Cephalopoda, Octopoda, Octopodidae. Bases 1 to 888 code for a protein of 295 amino acids. The record is from RefSeq and is a predicted model, not a curated record. Gene Ontology annotation, biological process: DNA integration. Gene Ontology annotation, molecular function: nucleic acid binding. The transcript has 2 exons.
AUGGACAAGCAAAUUGAGAGACUAGUAAAACAAUGCAGGGGAUGUGCUAUGGCAGCAAAUGCACCCCCAGUGCAGAUACAGCCGUGGCCAAAAAUGGAUUCAGUAUGGUGUAGACUGCAAGUGGAUUUUGCAGGGUUAAUAAAUGGCUCUCAUUAUAUCAUCGUGGUGGAUAGCUAUUCGAAAUGGCCUGAAGUGUGUAAAUGUUCAAGGCCAACCACAAAUGUGAUUAUUGAAUUCUUGGAAGAAUUGUUCACCCGUUAUGGAGUGCCAAAUACUAUCAAGUCAGAUAAUGGCACACAAUUCACGGUGAAGGAGUUCGAAAGAUUCUGUAAGUUGGUCCAGAUGAAGCAUCGGUUAACCCCACCAUACCAUCCAAGGUCAAACUCCACCAUACCAUCCAAGGAAAGAUUUGUCGACACAUUCAAGAGAACCUUAAAAAAGACCAGAUGGGAAGCCCUUGAGGAUAGAAACAUGACAAAGUUCUUACAGGUGUACAGAAUAACACCAAAUCCAAAUGCAGAGUUGGGUAGAUCACCCACAGAUUUGAUGUUCUCCAGAAGGAUACGUUCUGUGUUUAACAAAUUGUUGCCAAGUAGAAAAUGGAAAAUACAAAAUUCGGGAAGUAGAACAAAAUUUUUUAACACUGAUGAUGAAGUGUAUUUUAAAAUAUAUAAAAACAGAAAACAGCACUGGGUACAAUGUAAUAUAACUGGACGUCUGAAUAACAUAAUGCACAAGGUAAAAGGACCAAAAUAUGAACAUAAAAGGCAUUUUAACCAAUUACAGGAAAGAUAUACCAAAAAUCAAGGAAGAAUUCAAGCCAGUUACAAAGAGAGUGCCAAGGCUCUUCUGUUUAGCUCAAAGUUUGAUGUUGCCUGGAAUGGUUAA